Chelmon rostratus (copperband butterflyfish) is the source of this 327-nucleotide messenger RNA. Its product is annotated as guanylin-like. Gene Ontology annotation, molecular function: guanylate cyclase activator activity. NCBI's taxonomy places the organism in Eukaryota, Metazoa, Chordata, Actinopteri, Chaetodontiformes, Chaetodontidae. Gene Ontology annotation, cellular component: extracellular region. Bases 1 to 327 code for a protein of 108 amino acids. The record is from RefSeq and is a predicted model, not a curated record. The transcript has 3 exons.
AUGAAGGCCGCACUCGCCACCAUUGCUGUCCUCGUCCUGGCUCUCAGCUGGACCUCCGAGGCCGUGCAGGUUGAAGAGAAUGGACUGGCUUUCUCGCUGGAGGCCGUCAAGAGGCUCCAGGAGCUGACGGAGAGCGGCGGUGCGAGGGGCCAACAAAGCCCGCGACUCAGGGCGAGCACCGUGUCCCUCUGUGCCGACCCCAUGCUCCCACAGGAGUUCCUGCCCCUCUGCAAGCAGAGAGGGGCGUCUGCAUCCCUCGCCAGACUAGCUGCGGUUCCCAUGGACGUCUGUGAGAUCUGCGCCUUCGCUGCCUGCACUGGCUGCUAA